AUGUUCAAAGUUCUAUUCUUUUUAUUUGCGACCGUUUUUGUGGUUCACGCCAAACAUGAAGAAUACAUAGGUUAUACGUUAUACGGAGUGACCGUAUACGAUCGGGACCAAAAUGACCAGUUGAUGGACAUAGUGGAACGUUACACAUUGGACGUGUGGUCUUACGCCAGCCUUGAGACUGAGGGUCUCAUCCUGGUGGCUCCGGAACUGAAGCCAGUGUUCGAAGAUGAAAUCACUUCCAUCGGCGUCACUUAUAGAAUAGACACGGACAAUAUUAAAGAAAAGUUGGACUUGGAAGACUUUCUACUGGCUGAAGCUGCGAGAAAAAGCAACAGCAGUAGAUCAGAGAGAUUUGGCAUAUCGUUUGACGAAAUCCACCGGUGGGCUGUGGUAGACAGAUUCCUCGGAGACGUAGCCAGCAGGUUCCCUAGGCUCGCAACAGUUGUCAACGCAGGAAGGAGUGUGGAAGGCCGGAAUAUUAGGUAUUUGAGAAUAUCCUCAAACAACUUUGCUACGAGAACCAAGCCGAUCAUUGUGAUCCAAUGCAUGCUGCAUGCCCGUGAGUGGGUCACCCUGCCAGUGGCUCUGUGGGCCAUCCAGGAGUUGGUGAUCAACAGCAACAGCAACCAGGACCUGAUCAGAGACAUCGACUGGAUCGUUCUACCCAUCGCUAACCCUGAUGGAUACGAAUUUUCCCAUACGCGUACCCGAAUGUGGAGGAAGAAUCGACGAACUGGCUUCACCCCCUCCAAUUGCAUUGGCGUGGACCUCAACAGGAACUUCAACCACAAUUGGGGAACUGCUUCCAGCAACAACCCAUGCAGUGACACCUUCCACGGCCCAAGAGCAUUCUCCGAACCAGAAUCUGUCGUCACGAGGAACAUUCUAUCUGAAUUCAGAACCAGAAUAGCUAUGUUCCUGGAUGUUCACAGCUUCGGAAGCUUAAUCCUCUACGGCUUCGCCAACAGGCAGUUGCCACCAAACCAACCGAUGUUAAACAGAGUUGGCAACGACAUGGCGCGAAGAAUCGACGCAGUCAAAUGGCCACAGAAUAGAAACUAUAGAGUUGGCAACAGCGCUACCAUUCUGUACACAGCUUCGGGCGUCUGUGGUGAUUACGCUCAAGUAGCUAUUGGUACUGGCCUUUCGUAUACAUAUGAGUUGCCAGCUCAUAGAAACCUAAACAAUAUUAAUGGUUUCUUGGUCGACCCUGCGUUCAUUCGUCAAGCUGGUUUCGAAACCUGGGAAGGUAUCAAGGUGGCUGCCCGCUUCAUUGCUCGCAGAUGAUCAAAUCUAUGAAGAUAUUAUGGCUACGG
Messenger RNA from Bicyclus anynana (squinting bush brown), 1316 nucleotides. RefSeq names its product carboxypeptidase B-like. Bases 1 to 1287 code for a protein of 428 amino acids. NCBI's taxonomy places the organism in Eukaryota, Metazoa, Arthropoda, Insecta, Lepidoptera, Nymphalidae. Gene Ontology annotation, molecular function: zinc ion binding; metallocarboxypeptidase activity. The transcript is spliced from 6 exons. The record is from RefSeq and is a predicted model, not a curated record. Gene Ontology annotation, biological process: proteolysis.